AUGGUAAAGUUUUUAACAUUUGAAAUAUUCGAUAAUCAGAAUCUACCACCAUCGGAGCCUGAUGAGUCGUUGGAGCCCCUCGAGAUCAUUGCAGCGCUCAACGACUUUCUGGUAUCGACAAAAGGUGGUACGAUUCUGCAUUAUACGAUCGGUGCAACCGAGUCCACCAUUCUCAACCGAUUCGCAGCGCAGUCAAAGCAUAUCAUUGCCAUCCACUAUUUGCCUGCCAACGAUGCCAUUCUCACGCUCGAGCGUGAAACAGACACCUCCAAGAUCCAAGUAGUCAGACUCUAUCAGAAUUGGCGACAGAAUCAAUCGUUUGAAGAUGCAUCACACGGUUUAUCAUCCAGUCCAAUAGUUAGUUCUUCGCCAAUCAUUGGUGGAGGUAACAACAACAACAACAACAACAACAGUUCAUCUUUAGCCAGUAUGUUAUUACAACAACAACAGCAACAACAACAACAUGGUCAUGCUAAUAGUAGUAGUAAUAGUCAUGGUAAUGGUAAUGUUUCAUUACCAACUGUUUUAAAGAUACCACUCGCUACUACGGUUACUGCUAUCAAUGUUUGUCCGGUGACGAGUCGUGUCGUUGUCGCUACCGAGAAGAACGUUAGUCUGUGGAGUAGUGUUAGUGGUGGUCAUCUUAUUACAUCGUUCGAGCGUAUCCUAGACAUCGAUGCAGAGAAUGUUAAAAAGGUUGCAAUCUACGAUGGAUACAUUGCAUACUCAACACUGGUAGACGUCAAAAUACUUUCGCUAAACAUUCACUAUCAAGAGCCAAUAGCAGAGACAACUGCAAACUCACAGAUAACACCACCAUCGAAUGCCGCUGUAAAUAAUGGACCGUCAGAGAUUGUUGAAGAUGAACAUUACUUUGAGGUGAAUUUCGAUGGAAAUGGUAAUCAGACAGGAAAGAAUCAGUUGAGUCUAUUGCAGAUGGUCAAUAGCAAUCAACAUGUAGAUGAGAACGUUCAUGAGAUUAUAGGACCGAUCACAGAUAUCGAUCAUGGUAUCAGUGUAAAUACUGACUUUGGAUAUAUAUUGUUAUCGUCUACCUUGGUGUUGAGCAGACGAUUCUCACAAGACGACAAUAUUCAUUCGUUAUUCUUCUUACCAGAUGGUUCACAUUCAUCAAUAGAUGAAUUAAAUAUAAGUAAUAAUAGUAAUACACAACAAUCAACAAAUGUACAUCAACAUCAACAACAUAAUAAUCAAAAUCAACAACAACAACAACAACAUAGUAAUAGUAAUCAUGGAAAGAUACAAUCAAUGCAAAUGAGAUGUGUAUUCUCAACACAGAAAGAAGGUUUUCUUUAUAAUAUAUCGAAACCAUCACUUCUUGCUUAUUAUAUGUAUGCAAGUGACACUGUGUUUUGUGCUGCCAAUCAUUGUUUCUUGUAUACGCUAUCGGCAGACGGCAUCCAGACUUGGUCGCUGCGAACGUGUGAAGGCGCAGAGCAUGGUAAUGACAUACCGGCACCGUGUGGUUUCGGUAUGAAACGAUUCAUCGGGUUGUCUUCUAUGGCUGUGAUGGGUGAGUAUCUAGUGAUUCUCUCAAAGAUCGCCAAUGACAUAACAGAGUCGUUGACACCGUCGUUCAUGCGGUCACCCUCACGUGUACUCUCGCCAAAGAAGCAGGUCGACGGUCAUAGCAACAGCAGUAAGUCGUCGUCCAAACAGAUCUGGUCGAUCUAUAUAUUGCACCAUACACCACUGCAGUCGCUGUACACUCAGAUCCUUGAGUACGCUACCGCUGUCAAAGAUAAAGACGAAGACGUCUAUCACCAACUCUUGCUAGAAGGUCACUUCCUCUUGCAAUCGAAACUCUCGAAUCAAUUUAGAUCCAACCCAAACAUGAAUGAUGUUGCAUCGAUAGUUAAUCAUGACGUCGAAAGAAAGAACUUUAAGAAACUACUACGUAAAUCAUCUUCUUUCCUUGGUGAAAAUCAACAAGAUUAUAUGAGAGCUGCUCUAUGGUAUAGUUCAAGUGAUACUGAUAUCGAAUUGGUAUUCAAUAUGUUAAAAGAAAACAAAGAAUCACAAAAAGCACUUAGCUAUUAUUUAAAACAAGUUUUAUUUAAUCCAUCUUCAGUUGAAUUAUUAGCAGACAAAGAAGAUCUUAGUAAUAAGAUUCUUGAACAUUAUUAUUCUGAAAGUCCACAUAAUCUAUCAUUCCUUAUUUUAGAAUCAUCUGUUUCAUCUUAUUCACAAAAAUUAGCAAUAGAUUUAUUAAAGAGAUUAUCAGAGACAUGUGACUUUGAUUUAGAACAAAGAAAUAUGAAUUACUUUGCACUGGGAUUGUUGUAUUUAGAUCAGAAUAACAUUGAAGAUACUAUGUCAUCUUUGAAUCAGAUACCGGUGGAUUCAUUGAUAAAGCUUUGUUUGAAGAAUCCAAAGCUAUUGUUGACUACGAUGGGUGAGAACAAUCCGACUGCUCUCGGAAAGAUACUAAGACAAUCGAUUCCUUGGGGUCUGUUAGAGAUAACCAUUCAGUUGGUGCGCAAAAAGGAUAUAUCACCCGAUGAAGCAUUCACCAUAUUGCUACAUUCGACCACCACGUUUGCAACGAAUGGCAUAUUGAAUAGCAACAGCAGUAACUAUCAUCACGAGGAUUUCGAUAUGGAUGCACUGCUACUGAAGAUCUACUUGGAGUGGUUCCUGAAUGAACACUGCAAUGCUAUCAAUGUCAAUAAUAUCGGUUCGUUGGUGACACUCUCCACCACUUCGUCGACAUCGAAUCUCGUCGAGUUGGUUCCACCGUUCAUCAAGUAUCUCAUUCACCUCUACGUGCAAGACAUCCACAGAUUCCGCGGUGACGACAAACAACUGUUCCAAUCACUCAAUAUCGAUGUAGCAAUGAUUGUAAACUAUACACCAACCAACAAAAUCAGUAGUACUAACAAACAACAUCCUCAAAGUCAAUUAAACAAUAUGAUUACAACAGAUGAAUAUUGUAAUCAUUGGAUUAUGUAUCAUUUAAAAACCUAUUCAAUUAUUCCUCAAUGGCUGUCCAAGUUACCACCAUUCUCUUUGGACUUUAAUAGAAAUCCAUCGGAGAAAGAAGAUCCAAACAAUCAACUCUCGUCACUGUACUAUAGAAAAAUUCAAUCGCUUCUCUCAACUACAAAGGUGACCGACUUUGAGUUUAUGGAGAAUGUAGAACUGAUGUUUGCCAGCGAUCCAGAGAAUAUCAUGUUUGUAUCGUUGCAGUUGGCUUGUCUACCGUUGUUGGACCGUACCGACGAGGGUAUCAAACUUGCAACCAACACCGACAUUGCUAUCAUGUUGGAGUAUGGUUUGCAUUUCUGUAAGCACAACGACUGGUCGGUCGUACUCGACCAAAUGCUGCGCCGUUACCUGGCAGUCAGCCACGAAGUUCAGAAUCAACUGAUCCUGUUGGAGUACGAACGUGUCUUGGACUAUCUUACCAGCUACAUGGAUCCAGAGGCAUUCCUUCAGCUACUACCGUCCAACGGUAAAAUGGAUUACUUCCUCCCAUUCAUUGAGAAAUCAUUCUCCAAUCACUAUGCCAAGUUACUAAAAGCAAAACUUACAGACUUUUUGUUUGUUGAAUAA
Molecule: messenger RNA, 3576 nt
Organism: Heterostelium album PN500
Lineage: Eukaryota; Evosea; Eumycetozoa; Acytosteliales; Acytosteliaceae
Exons: 6
Coding region: 1-3576 (1191 amino acids)
Biological process (GO): organelle organization
Cellular component (GO): cytoplasm
Source: RefSeq, a predicted model, not a curated record